AGCUCCUCUCCGGGAAGGUCCCCACUUGACAGCUCUGGGCGACCGGAGGCGGCGCCCAGAGGCUGCCCGGGAGACCGGGGCUGGGCUGGCGGGGGCCAGGACCCCGCGCCCUCUCUGCCGCUCACUCUCGCGGCCACUCCCUCGCAGCCACGCCGAGCGCGCACUCCCACUCCCUCUCCGCACGCGGCUGCGGGGCGCGAUGGACGCGGCACUGCUCCACAGCCUGCUGGAGGUUAACUGCAGCCUGGCGCUGGCCGAAGAGCUGCUCUUGGACGGCUGGGGGCCACCCCUGGACCCCGAGGGUCCCUACUCCUACUGCAACACGACCUUGGACCAGAUCGGAACGUGCUGGCCCCGCAGCGCUGCCGGAGCCCUCGUGGAGAGGCCGUGCCCCGAGUACUUCAACGGCGUCAAGUACAACACGACCCGGAAUGCCUAUCGAGAAUGCUUGGAGAAUGGGACGUGGGCCUCAAAGAUCAACUACUCACAGUGUGAGCCCAUUUUGGAUGACAAGCAGAGGAAGUACGAUCUGCACUACCGCGUCGCCCUUGUCGUCAACUACCUGGGCCACUGCGUAUCUGUGGCAGCCCUGAUGGCUGCCUUCCUGCUUUUCCUGGCCCUGCGGAGCAUCCGCUGUCUGCGGAAUGUGAUUCACUGGAACCUCAUCACCACCUUUAUCCUGCGAAAUGUCAUGUGGUUCCUGCUGCAGCUCAUCGACCAUGAAGUGCACGAGAGCAAUGAGAUCUGGUGCCGCUGCAUCACCACCAUCUUCAAUUACUUCGUGGUGACCAACUUCUUCUGGAUGUUUGUGGAAGGCUGCUACCUGCACACGGCCAUCGUCAUGACCUACUCCACCGAGUGCCUGCGCAAGUGGCUCUUCCUCUUCAUCGGAUGGUGCAUCCCCUGUCCCAUCAUCAUCACCUGGGCCAUCAGCAAGCUCUACUAUGAGAAUGAACAGUGCUGGUUUGGCAAGGAGCCUGGUGACCUGGUGGACUACAUCUACCAAGGCCCCAUCAUUCUCGUGCUCCUGAUCAAUUUCAUAUUUCUGUUCAACAUCGUCAGGAUCCUAAUGACAAAGUUACGUGCGUCCACCACAUCCGAGACAAUCCAGUACAGGAAGGCGGUGAAGGCCACCCUGGUGCUCCUGCCCCUCCUGGGCAUCACCUACAUGCUCUUCUUUGUCAAUCCCGGGGAGGACGACCUGUCGCAGAUCGUGUUCAUCUAUUUCAACUCCUUCCUGCAGUCGUUCCAGGGUUUCUUCGUGUCUGUCUUCUACUGCUUCUUCAAUGGAGAGGUGCGCUCGGCUGUGAGGAAGAGGUGGCACCGCUGGCAGGACCAUCACUCCCUUCGAGUCCCCGUGGCCCGGGCCAUGUCCAUCCCUACAUCACCCACACGGAUGAGCUUCCACAGCAUCAAGCAGACCGCCGCCGUGUGACCCCUCGGUCGCCCACCUACGCAGUUCCCCCAUCCUUCUUCACUUUCUUCCUCUGUAUUCUCCUUGCUGGGCAGGCUCUGGUGGGGCAGGAAAUGGGAGGGGAGAGACCAGCUCUCCAGCUUGGCAGGAAAGAAGGGGUGCGGCAGCCAAGGGGGACUCCAAGGGACAGGGACCAGUGGGGGCCGCCAGGUUCAGUGCGAGAGGGAGCAGAGGGAAUUCACAGGACCCCCUGAGAAGAGCCGGUCAAAUGUCUGCAGGCAUUUGCCCAUCCCAGCCUCUCUGGCCAGAGCCUCACUGUAGAGAGGGAACUGAGGCCCAGAGCAGAGAAGGGCCUGUCCAACACACACAGCUAUUUAUAGUGGCAGACACGGGGCUCCCCUGCCCUACUCACGGUGCCAGCAGUCAGGUGAUGGUGUGGCCCUGCACCAGCCCUUGGCCCCCACACUCAGUGGUGCCCCUGCAGCUGGGUGGGGUAUGCCAGCUGGAGCAAAGGAUCAGUUUGGCUGCCUUAUCCCAGGGGCUGUCACCUAGAGAGGCUCACUUGUGCCCCACCCUUGUUCCUCUGUCCCCUCCCCAGCCAUCCUCCCGCCUCAGGGGCUCCAUGAAGGAUGCAGGCGUCCAGGCCAGGCUUCCUCUCUUGGGAGACCCCUUCUCUGCCUAGUCCACAGAUUAGGGAAUCGAGGAAGACGCCAUCAGGGCAGCCACAUUCUUAAGUCAACCAGUUGCAUCGUGCGGGGCAAAAUGAGGAGCAGAGGCGUGGAGGAUGGAGGCAUGGGAUGGGAAUAGCAGAAACCAACUAUGUCUUCAGUGAUUGAAACUCACACCCCAUUGCCCUUCACCCUCCAGCCUCCCCUUCAGAAACAUCUCUGCUCUCUGUGAAAUAAACCAUGCCUCUUG
Messenger RNA from Piliocolobus tephrosceles (Ugandan red Colobus), 2332 nucleotides. It is a transcript of the gene CRHR2, whose product is annotated as corticotropin releasing hormone receptor 2. Lineage: Eukaryota; Metazoa; Chordata; Mammalia; Primates; Cercopithecidae. The record is from RefSeq and is a predicted model, not a curated record. The transcript is spliced from 12 exons. Gene Ontology annotation, molecular function: corticotrophin-releasing factor receptor activity; corticotropin-releasing hormone receptor activity; peptide hormone binding. Gene Ontology annotation, biological process: adenylate cyclase-modulating G protein-coupled receptor signaling pathway; cell surface receptor signaling pathway; long-term synaptic potentiation. Gene Ontology annotation, cellular component: dendrite; plasma membrane; axon terminus. Bases 200 to 1435 code for a protein of 411 amino acids.